AAAAAAAGAAAAAAAAAAAGGCCACCUUGUUUUAGCAAUGUCAUUCAGCAUAUUGUCGAUAAAUAAAAGGAACAUUACACUACUCCUAAUUUCACUCCCAAGAAAGUAAGACCAUUUUCCAGUAAUCAAUAUAUCGAUAGUCGUUUUCAAAGAUCAUCCACUGCUAAAAAAAAAAUCUUAACUUUGUUAGGAAAGCUUGUUCUUGUGAACAUACUCAGUUGAGAAUGGAUACAAAUAUACUUGACUAUUUCUGAUUUACCCAAAUAGAAGUCACAUAAACGGAAGAACAUCCUAAACUAAUGAAACAUUUAGAUGUGUGUUGGGGGGAGUUGCAGAAAAUCAUCAAACGCACAGAGCAAUUAUUACAAGAAAAAUAUGAAGAAAAAUCUCGAUGCACAGGAAUAAAAAGCAGACAAAAAUGAAAAACAAGAUGAGGAAAAAUCGCCAGAUACCUGGUAGGGGGGACAAGAUGAAAUCUGAGAAGAAAUGAAUUCAAUAACCAGAGAAAAGAACCUUUUCAAUAUAUAAUCCAGCAAAGGUUUCCCGAAGCUUCUUUUUGGCGAAUUUCUAGAAACACGCGACAUACAAUAUGAGCUCCCGCGACUUUAGGCAAAAGAUGAGAAAACGUUCUUCAGGGUCAGAUGUGCAAUUACGGCAAAUAACCGGGAUGUAAACGUAAAGUUUGCAUUUUUAUCUUCACGUUCCUCGAUUAGCUAUGGCUUUUACUCUCCUCGCCAGUAACACGACCCACUAUACCCCUUCUCCAGGUAACGAAUGCAAGUACGCCGGCCAAUCAGUGAGGGCGCUUCCAAUUCGACUUCUGACUGUGGGAAAGCAGAGGUCUACAGGGGUUCAGCUCAUAGUCGAUGAGUAUGUCAAUAAGCUCAAGCUUUAUUGUCCCGUUGAAGAUAUUCGACUAAAGUCGAACCCAAGAAAUGCUCGGUGUGUAUCUGAAACUGGUUAUGUCAAAUUUAUUCUAAGUCAUGAGAAUGUAGAAUGUAGAAUAAUGCAUGAUAGCAUUUUUACGACUUGUGCUUUUCUGAAAGAUGAUGCAUGGAAUUUGAUGGAUUACAGGAUGAACUCUGAUCGCACUAAUGAUGGCUUGUGGUGUGCUGAGGCUGUUCGAAGGGAUGUGAUGGCUCGUAUCGAACACGAAGAUACGGCUGUGAUGAGCCUUAUCAAGCAAAAUGAAUGGGUUGUGAUGCUGGACGAGCGCGGAGUCGGUAUUAAUUCUGAGCAAAUGGCUUCAUUAAUUGGGGAUGCUGGGAACACAGCAAUAAGAAAUGCUCAAACCAUGAAGAAUGUGAACAACGUACUAAGUAACGGAGCUUCAAGCAUAUUGUUUUGUAUUGGUGGAGCUUAUGGCCAUGGAAAACAAUUGAGACAAAGAGCUGAUGUUUCAAUUCGGUUGUCGUCUUUGGUCUUGAACCAUGAAGUUGCCCUGGUUGUGUUGUCUGAGCAGCUCUACAGAGCUUGGACCAUCCUAAAAGGCCAGAAGUAUCACCACUAGCAAACUCAAAUUUGUGGCUUUUCAAUCUUCAAGAAAGUUUAAUUAUUAAUUAUUUCAAAUAACAUUAAUUUUGGGUGAAGAAUAGAACUUGUGUCAAGUGUUGUGCAAAUAUCCAGUGUAUCUAAGAUUCAUUUUAGAUUUUCUAAUAUGCACAAGUAAAAGCUUGCCCGUGAAAUAUAUUACAAGGCUUAAGAGUGCAUCUGACAUGUUUGGCAUGUGGUACAUGUGUCUUUCUGUUCUGUCCCGGUUUGGCAUUUUUAAAAAUUUUGGAUUUACAC
This is a messenger RNA of Striga asiatica, 1788 nucleotides long. NCBI's taxonomy places the organism in Eukaryota, Viridiplantae, Streptophyta, Magnoliopsida, Lamiales, Orobanchaceae. The record is from the annotation of a GenBank genome assembly.